GCAUGUCCAGGAAGCAAAGGCAAACAUGGAAAACUCGAAAAAACUUCCAAAACGAAUUGGUUUUACAGUAGUUACCUUGGAAUAAGAGCUUCAAAACGCGGUGAUUUUAAAAUGGCCCGGGAUUACUUCGAGAUGUCAUUGAAUGAAGCCAAACAGAUCCGGAACAAAGACGCAGAAGGAGUUAGCUAUAAUAAACUUGGCUGUGCCUAUCAGUCUCUCAGUGAUUUCAAAAAAGCAAUCGAGUUUCAUCAGGUGGCUCUAAGAAUUUCAAAAGAUACUGGAAACAAACAUGGAGAAGCAAAUAUAUAUAACAACCUUGGCAGUGCCUAUCAGUCUCUCAGUGAUUUCAAAAAAGCAAUCGAGUUUCAUCAGCUGGCUCUAAGAAUCGCAAAAGAUACUGGAAACAAAGAUCAAGAAGCAAUCACAUAUAACAAUCUUGGCAGUGCCUAUCAGUCUCUCAGUGAUUUCAAAAAAGCAAUCGAGUUUUAUCAGCUGGCUCUGAAAAUCGCAAAAGAUACUGGAAACAAAGAUCAACAAGGAACUAUAUAUAACAACCUUGGCCGUGCCUAUCGGUCUCUCAGUGAUUUCAAAAAAGCAAUCGAGUUUCAUCAGCUGGCUCUAAGAAUCGCAAAAGAUACUGGAAACAAAGAUCAAGAAGGAACUAUAUAUAACAAUCUUGGCCGUGCCUGUCAGUCUCUCAGUGAAUUCAAAAAAGCAAUCGAGUUUCAUCAGCUGGCUCUAAGAAUCGCAAAAGAUACUGGAAACAAAGAUCAAGAAGCAACUACAUAUAACAACCUUGGCAGUGCCUAUCAGUCUCUAAGUGAUUUCAAAAAAGCAAUCGAGUUUUAUCAGCUGGCUCUAAGAAUCGCAAAAGAUACUGGAAACAAAGAUCAAGAAGCAAUUAUAUAUAACAACCUUGGCAGUGCCUAUCAGUCUCUCAGUGAUUUCAAAAAAGCAAUCGAGUUUCAUCAGCUGGCUCUAAGAAUCGCAAAAGAUACUGGAAACAAAGAUCAAGAAGCAACUAUAUAUAACAACCUUGGCAGUGCCUAUCAGUCUCUCAGUGAUCUCAAAAAAGCAAUCGAGUUUUAUCAGCUGGCUCUUAGAAUCGCAAAAGAUACUGGAAACAAAGAUCAAGAAGCAAAUAUAUAUAACAACCUUGGCAUUGCCUAUCAGUCUCUCGAUAAUUUAGAAAAAGCAAACGAGUAUUAUCAGCUGGCUCUUAGAAUCGCAAAAGAUACUGGAAACAAAGAUCAAGAAGCAGCUGUAUAUAAUAACCUUGGCUACGUCAAUCAGUCUCUCGGUGAUUUUAAAGAGGCGUUGGAGCUUUAUGAGCUGAGUCUAAGAAUCAGAAAAGACACUGGGAACAAAAAUGGAGAAGGACCUACAUAUAUAAACCUCGGCAAUGUCUAUGAGCAUCUCGGUAAUUCCAAAAAAGCAAUGGAAUUUUAUCAGCUAGCCAGAGGCAUAGCAAACGAAACUGGAAACAAAGAUGCAGAACAACGUGGAUAUGAUAACCUUGCCCAUGUUCUUUGGUCCCUUGGCGACUACUCCAAAGCUGAGGAGUGUUUUAAAUCCUGUAUUGAACUGGUAGAGGAAAUGAGAGUCCUCCUUGAAGGAAACGACGAGUGGAAAAUCAGCUUUCGGAAUGAACGUGAUUGCGUUAGUCGUUUAGUGAGACUUCAAUUACAACAACGCACUGAACGUAAGACACUCGAGGCGCUUUUAACAGCUGAGAGGGGACGAGCAGAAGCUCUCGUGGACCUAUUAGAAUCGCAAUAUGGCGUCAGGAAAUCAAUCUGUUCGCUGUCGAAACAGCAGACGGAACUGAUCAUUUCAAACCGUAUUUCGUCACCCACGUUAUUUCUAAUGAAUGAUACCAAGUCAGUGAAUAUCUGGAUGCUGUUAAAGGGGGGAACGCGGUAUGAAUUUGUGCAACAGGGAGUCAGUAAUGACUUGACAUCAAUGACUUACCAAACCUACAAACAGAUUGGUGUGAACAAAAGCCUGUGGAAAAAGAUUCUCUCCCGGAAAGAGAUUGAAGACCAGGGUGGUGCUUUAAAAGUAUUGUACGACAUGAUUAUCGCUCCAUUUUCACACUCGAUAGAAGGUGAUGAACUCGUUAUUGUUCCUGACGGUUCAUCAUUCCUAAUUCCUUAUACUGCCCUUGUGGACCAAAAUUCCAGGUACUUAUCUGAAACGCUUAGAAUUAGAUUGGCUCCAUCACUGACAACCUUAAGGCUGCUGGCAGAAUGUCCGGAGGGCCGCCAUAGUACAUCGGGGGCUGUACUUGUUGGAAACCCGUGGGUGGAAACUGUACGUAUCAAAGGCUGCAGAACGUUUCCGCAGCUUCCAGGCUCUGAGGAAGAGGUAAAAAUGAUUGGACAGAUUCUAAACAUCGAGCCUCUUACCGGAAAGAACGCUACAAAAGAUCGCGUCUUAAGUGGGCUCAACUCAGUUUCGUUAGUGCACAUAGCAGCAUGUUACCGUACAGAAACAGGAGAAAUUAUUUUGUCUCCUAAUUUUCCUACUGCCAAAAGACCUAAAGAGAAAGAUUUUCUUUUGACGAUGGCAGAUGUGUUGGAUGCAAAAGUGCACGCCAAGCUUGUUGUCUUGAGCUGCUGCAACAGUGGUCGAGGAAAGAUCAAAGUAGAAGGCGUGGUUGGUAUUGCACGUGCCUUUUUAGGAGCUGGUGCGCGUUCUGUUAUUGCGACGCUGUGGCACAUUGACGAAGAAGCCACUCUUGCAUUUAUGAGACACUUUUACGAACAUUUAGUAGCAGGGCAGAGUGCAAGUAAGUCGCUUCAUCAGGCCAUGAAAAAGAUGCGCGAGUCGGAAACAUUCAAUGCCGUGAAGCACUGGGCGCCAUUCGUGCUGAUUGGUGAGGACGUAACAUUGAAUUUUGGCCAAUGA
This is a messenger RNA of Porites evermanni, 2910 nucleotides long. The record is from the annotation of a GenBank genome assembly. NCBI's taxonomy places the organism in Eukaryota, Metazoa, Cnidaria, Anthozoa, Scleractinia, Poritidae.